Molecule: messenger RNA, 1269 nt
Organism: Hemibagrus wyckioides
Lineage: Eukaryota; Metazoa; Chordata; Actinopteri; Siluriformes; Bagridae
Gene: rpa2
Product: replication protein A2
Exons: 9
Coding region: 147-980 (277 amino acids)
Biological process (GO): double-strand break repair via homologous recombination; nucleotide-excision repair; DNA replication
Cellular component (GO): chromosome, telomeric region; site of double-strand break; DNA replication factor A complex
Molecular function (GO): DNA binding
Source: RefSeq, a predicted model, not a curated record
GCCAAUUGUAAUCCAGCCCCUGUGAAUAUCCUAUGCGCGGGGAAUACAGGCAUUGAGCGCGGCACGAAAAACAUAAGUGUUAUUGUUUGUGGAGGCUGCUAACUUCAUUCUUAUAGUUGGAAGAACUUCUGGCUCAUAUUGAUAAAAUGUGGAAUCAAGGAUCAUAUGGAGAGGCUAGCAUGGGUGGAGGAUACACUCAGUCACCAGGCGGCUUUGGCUCACCUGCAGCUUCCCAGGGAGGAGAGAAAAAAGGGAGGACACGGGCACAGCAGAUAGUCCCCUGCACAGUGUCACAGCUCAUGUCUGCAGCCCAGGCAGAGGAUGUCUUUAGAGUAGGCGAGGUGGAGGUUGCACAAGUCACUAUUGUUGGAAUCAUCAGAAGCACAGACAAAUCCAUGACUAACAUUCAGUACAAAGUGGAUGACAUGACAGCGGCUCCCAUGGAUGUAAAGCAAUGGGUAGAUACAGAGGAUCCCAGUGUGGACAGCUCAGUCAUUCCUCCGGACACCUAUGUCAAAGUCUCUGGCAAUCUGCGUUCGUUUCAGAAUAACAGGUCUUUGGUGGCAUUCAGUGUCCGGCCAUUAGAGGAUAUGAAUGAGAUCACAUCUCACAUGCUGGAGGUUGUACAAGCUCAUAUGCUGCUUAGCAAGCCACACAAUAUGACUGGAGGAGGAGGCGGCAUGAACAGCAGCAUGGUGCCUAUGUCCCGCCCUGGCCUGGGUGGCAUGGGCAUGAGUGGUAGUUACGCUGGUGCCAGUGCCAUGGCAAAUAAUGGAUUAAACCCUAAUCAAAAUCAGGUUUUAUGUCUUAUAAAGAGCUGCCCAGAACCUCAGGGGAUCAGUAUACAGGAGCUAAAACAAAGACUAAGUGGCAUGAGCAUGACUGUAAUCAGGCAGGUUGUGGACUUUCUCAGCAAUGAAGGACACAUUUUCUCUACUAUCGAUGAGGACCACUUCAGAUCAACAGAUCAAGAAGCCUAAGACCCAUCUUGCGACUUUAAGCACUGCAACAAUAAUAGUACACCUAAAUCUGUCUGUGCUCACACAUUGUAUUCACUUCCUCAACAAGUGCAAGAAGCAUAUACUGGACAGGAAAGAGUCGUGUCGUCGCCAACAUUCAAAAUGAGUGUAGUUUGCAAGCGGAAAUAGAAAAUCCAGAAAAGAAUAGCAAACAAGUGUUUUUUUGUAAACAUUUUAAUAUAAAUGUACACAUUAUCCUUUAAAAGACAUUUAUAUCGUUUAAUAAAUGGUUCAUUCUUUUUCUUCUUUA